Messenger RNA from Aspergillus mulundensis, 927 nucleotides. Its product is annotated as translation initiation factor eIF2 subunit alpha. Gene Ontology annotation, molecular function: ribosome binding; RNA binding; translation initiation factor activity. The record is from RefSeq and is a predicted model, not a curated record. The transcript has 4 exons. NCBI's taxonomy places the organism in Eukaryota, Fungi, Ascomycota, Eurotiomycetes, Eurotiales, Aspergillaceae. Bases 1 to 927 code for a protein of 308 amino acids. Gene Ontology annotation, cellular component: eukaryotic translation initiation factor 2 complex; eukaryotic translation initiation factor 2B complex; eukaryotic 48S preinitiation complex.
AUGUCUCUUACCAAUUGUCGGUUUUACGAGGAGAAGUAUCCGGAGGUGGACAGCUAUGUCAUGGUCAAUGUCAAGCAGAUUGCCGAGAUGGGCGCCUACGUGAAGCUCCUCGAAUACGACAACAUCGACGGCAUGAUUCUGCUCUCCGAACUUUCGCGAAGACGUAUCCGUAGUAUCCAGAAGCUCAUCCGCAUUGGCCGCAACGAGGUUGUGAUCGUGCUCCGUGUGGAUAAGGAGAAGGGUUAUAUUGAUCUGUCGAAGCGACGAGUCUCUCCGGAAGACGUUAUCAAGUGCGAAGAGCGGUACAACAAGAGCAAGGCUGUGCACUCCAUUCUGCGACACGUCGCUGAGGCUACUCAAACUCCCCUUGAGACGCUAUACCAGCAGAUCGCCUGGCCCUUGAACCGGAAAUACGGCCACUCCCACGAUGCGUUCAAGCUCUCGAUCACGAACCCUGAUGCUUGGGCCGACGUCGAAUUCCCCAGCGAAUCCGUGAAGAAGGAGCUGACUCAGUACAUCAGCAAGCGACUUACGCCUCACCCGACGAAGGUCCGUGCCGAUAUCGAAGUCACCUGCUUUGGUUAUGACGGUAUCGAUGCGGUCAAGAACGCUCUGCGGACCGCUGAAGCGGAGAACACCCCCGAGAACCAAAUAAAGGUCAAGCUGGUUGCUCCCCCGCUUUACGUCUUGACUAGCCAGUGCCUGGACAAGGCCCACGGUAUCACGAUGCUUGAAGAAGCCAUCCAACGGAUUGAGACCACGAUCAAGGCGUCGGGUGGUGGUUGCACCAUCAAGAUGGCUCCUAAGGCUGUUACGGAGCACGAUGAUGCUGCCCUCCAGGAGCUUAUGGAGAAGCGCGAGCGUGAGAACAUGGAGGUUAGCGGAGACGAGAGCCAAUCUGAGAGUGACGAGGGCGUUCCCGAAUAA